Messenger RNA from Entelurus aequoreus (snake pipefish), 2998 nucleotides. RefSeq names its product stathmin-like 4 (gene stmn4). Gene Ontology annotation, cellular component: cytoplasm; neuron projection. Bases 185 to 751 code for a protein of 188 amino acids. The transcript is spliced from 6 exons. The record is from RefSeq and is a predicted model, not a curated record. Gene Ontology annotation, biological process: regulation of microtubule polymerization or depolymerization; neuron projection development; microtubule depolymerization. NCBI's taxonomy places the organism in Eukaryota, Metazoa, Chordata, Actinopteri, Syngnathiformes, Syngnathidae. Gene Ontology annotation, molecular function: tubulin binding.
CGCCAAUGGGAUGGCCGCUAAGUGAUGUCAUGGAGGCAGCGGUGAUGCUGUUGCCGAUGCUGAGUCCGUGCUGCCAGACGAGGGGAAGCAACGUCGGCGCUCCGACACCAGCGAGACGAGACGCUCAGAGGGGGACUGAGGAGGAUCUUCGGCAUCCUUGGAAAGCAACACGAGCAGCGAGAAGAUGACUCUGGCAGCCUACAAGGAGAAGGUGAGGGAGCUCCCCCUGGUGUCCUUGUUCUGCGCCUGCCUGCGGCCACAGAGCUUGGACAAGGCCUCCUACAAGGCGGAAGAUGCGGUGGACCUGGGUCUGUGCGCCAUGAAGGACGUGGAGGUGAUCGAGCUGAACAAGAGGGCGUCCGGUCAGGCCUUCGAAGUCAUCCUCAAGCCCCCGUCCUUUGACGGCCUGCCGGACCUCAACGCGUCCGUGCUCCAGCGCCGAGACCCCAGCCUGGAGGACAUCCAGAAGAAGCUGGAGGCCGCCGAGGAGCGUAGGAAGUGCCAGGAGGCGGAGCUACUGAAGCACCUGGCGGAGAAGAGGGAGCACGAGCGUGAGGUGAUCCAGAAGGCCAUGGAGGAGAACAACAACUUCAUCAAGCACGCCAAGGAGAAGCUGGAGCAGAAGAUGGAGGCCAACAAGGAGAACAGGGAGGCCCUGUUGGCGGCCAUGUUGGAGAGGCUGCAGGAGAAGGACAAACACGCAGAGGAGGUGCGCAAGAACAAGGAGCUGAAGGAGGAGGCCUGCCGAUAAAGCCCCGCUUCAAAAGAGCCGAAUAGAGAAGGAGGAGAAGGAUUAAAAAGAUGAUUUUGGUUUGUUGUUUUUUUCUCGCGAGAGGAAAAGAGUGCAGGGAAGAAAACACUCAAAGGAAAAUGUCAUAUUAUUUAUUGACGUACAAAACCUACAUCAUUUCUAAUGUUGAAACAAGUUGACUUGUGGUAUUUGGCUGGCGUGUAUUAAGUAAAAUACUUACAGUACAAACACUUGGUAGGGCGCAACAUGACACAUUCAGCUUCAUGGAAAAAGCUACUUCCUGGUUCGACAACAUACCAUAAAUACAGCACUGCCAUCUAAUGUCUUGGAAGUGCAACUGCAUUGCAAAUGAGACUCAAAAAUACAAAUAAACAAUUAUUUUUAAAUGUUACAUAAAAAAAAAAAGCAUUUUAUUAUCCAACCAUUAAUAUUUAUUAGCACACACAAAGUACCGAAAAUUGGAGCCGUUGAGAAACCGGCAUUGACUACCAGGUAUGGGGAAUUGCUACCGUAUGGGUUCAAAUGUGAACGGUAUCCAUUGACCAAGUGAGUAGUGACAACAUGAAUCGGCAUAGUGAUACGAUACUUCCCAGUGAUAUCAACACCCGGGGCCACUUGAAAAUGUACACAAAGAAAAACCACACUUCCAGGAUAUACUUUGUGAAGUCAGUCCAAAGUUAUAAGUCGACAUAUAUCUGAGUACAAAGAACGACCCCUUUUAUUCUGAAAUUCAAAUGUCUAAACAUUAAAAUCUUUUUAAUGGUUUCAUAAAAUGUAAUAAAAUUUAACAUGACCAAACUUCUCUUAUUAUCAUUUUUUGUAAGGUCAUACAUUUUUACCAUCACGACUACUAUCAAUAUUAUCAUUAUCACUACUAGGGGUGUCCCGAUACAACAUUUUCACUUCCGAUGCGAUACCAAUAUUCGGUCCUGUAUAUUGAUCCAAAACGAUAGCAGCAGGAAUGAUACAUACUCGUAUUAUUUAGUAGUGUGGAAUGUUAGAAAAGGUUUGAUCAAGUGAAAUGAGUCCAUCACAGAACAAUGGUAGCUUUGAAAAACACUAACAUAUUUAUUAUUAAUGGACUUAUGCUGUCUUUAAGUUGAAGUGGAUAGGUCAUUGUGGUUUUCUGGCGACACCUCGGGGUCACAAUAAUUCGUUGGGGUAAGCUCACGACGCAGUAAGUUGAACAGUGCGGACACGUUUGUUACUUGGAGACUUUGUAUGUGUAAGUAAUAUGCAACCAUAAUUAUUUGAUACUUGUUUAUGUUGACAAAUGUCACCUUUUAUUGUUCAAUGAUUAUUACCUACAUCUAGCUUGUGUGCUAUUGUGUGCUUAGCUGUCGUGUAGCUGCCAGCUCCUAGUAGCAGAUAGCCUAGCAUGUUUACCUUUUUGCAAAUGAGUCAAAUAGAAGAAACUGUGUGUUUAUUGGAAGAUGUUUAUUUAUUUAUUACGGAGCCCCUAAAGGGACAUGGGGGGGGGGAAAUUGUUGGUUUUUUUUGGUUUUUUUGCUGUUGUUUUUUAGACAUGUAUCGAAAUGUGUAGAAACUUUUUAUAAAGUUAUAAAAAAAUAAAUAGAAAAAUUUUAAUAUUUUUUUUUAACUUUUUUUAUUUUUAGACAUGUAUCUCGUACAUGUCUAAAAAAAUAAAAAUUAAAAAUUAAAUUAUAAAAAAAAAAGUUUUAUAAAAAGUUUCUCGUGCGCACGAGAUACAUGUCUAAAAAAAAAAAAAAAAAAUUAUAAAAAUGUUUUCCCCCCAUGUCCCUUUAGGGGCCGCAUAAUUUAUUUAUUACUUUGUUUAUUUUUUCAUUUUCUUUUCUUUUCAUGCAAGCUGAUAUCAAUAUCAAUAUUGGAUCGGUGCACCCCUAAUAUUGCUAUUAUUAUUAUUAUAUACCUUUUGGUGACUUGAGCAGCAGGGUAAAUGACACCGAGCACACGUAGAAGACAAAAUCCGCUUAACACAAACAAUAACGCAUAGAGUAGCGUAGCGUCCGCACUCUUAUUUUGGCGGGCACAAGUCAAAAGCACACGUACGUACACGAGGAGAAAGGAACUUGUCUGUUUGUGUCGUGAAAAAUGUCUGAGCAGGAAAAAUAAUCAAAAGUGACGAACUGUUGAUGAAGUUGAUGUCAUUCGCUGAAGUCUUGUUGACUGAUGGUGUUUUUUUUGCAUUUGGGAAAGUAUGUUGCUGAAAAUGAACGAUUGUAAUUACUUGGCAUGGACAGUAAAACAUUUCAAUCAACUUUGGUG